Molecule: messenger RNA, 3194 nt
Organism: Solea solea (common sole)
Lineage: Eukaryota; Metazoa; Chordata; Actinopteri; Pleuronectiformes; Soleidae
Gene: ppm1lb
Product: protein phosphatase, Mg2+/Mn2+ dependent, 1Lb
Exons: 4
Coding region: 542-1660 (372 amino acids)
Biological process (GO): protein dephosphorylation
Molecular function (GO): cation binding; protein serine/threonine phosphatase activity
Source: RefSeq, a predicted model, not a curated record
UCAGUGAGGCAGCAGCGGCAGUAGCGUUAGCGGCAGGCGGCAGCGGCAGCAGCUGGGAAUGUGACGGUUUCAGCACAGACCGCUAUUUUCAGGACACAGGAGGAGGAGGAGGAGGUGGAGGCUCUGCCCACGUCUCUGCUUUCGCCCACACGCGGGUUUAACUUGAGCUCCACACGGGGAACCUACGUCUUCAGUCCGGCAGAGCUUUCCAGUGUCCUGGGAGCGAAACCAAUGGUAAACUGUCAGCCCGUGGUGGCUCACUCACUGCUGGGCUGAAGGCUGCAGGGAAGCCGCCGCCGGAGCUCCGUGUUUGUCCGCCAACACCUCACCUCCUGCUGGUACUCCUGGCUACUGCUUGUCUGGUACAAGGAAACAAAAAAACAGCAAUGCAGUGAAGUGUCACCCGUUAAAUCAGAAUAACCUUUAUGUUUCCCGUGUCAUCGCUAUCAGACGACAACUCACCCCGACGACGAUGGACUGAAAUCUGCGGCGAACGACGAAACAACCUGCCGCGAUUUCCUGCGUGUGACUGAAUAAAUAAAUGAUAGAAGAUACAAUGACCCUGCUGUCUCUUUUGGGUCGCAUCAUGCGUUAUUUUCUGCUCAGACCGGAGACCCUGUUCCUGCUGUGCAUCAGCCUGGCUCUGUGGAGUUACUUCUUCCACACGGACGAGGUGAAGACCAUCGUCAAGUCCAGUCGGGACGCGGUCAAGAUGGUGAAGGGGAAAGUGGCGGAGAUGAUGCAGAAUGAGCGGUUCGGCGGGCUGGACGUCCUGGACGCGGAGUUCUCCAAGACCUGGGAGCUCAAGAACCACAACGUGGCCGUGUACUCCAUCCAAGGCCGGCGAGACCACAUGGAGGACAGGUUCGAGGUUCUCACCGACCUCGUCAACAAGAGUCACCCCUCUAUAUUUGCUGUGUUUGACGGCCACGGAGGAGAGGCUGCCGCUGACUUUGCCAAGGCCCACCUGCCCGAGGCUCUCCGCCAACAGCUGCUGACCUAUGAACGGGAGAAGGAACGAGACCGAGACAAAGACAAGGAGAAGGAUGAAAAAAAGGACAGGGGUGGCCUCUCUGUUCCCUCCAUCCUCGAGCAGCAGAUUCUGACACUGGACAGAGAGAUGCUAGACAAGCUGUCUACCACUUCCAAUGAAGCAGGUACCACAUGUCUGGUCGCCCUGCUGUCUGAUAAGGAGCUGACGGUGGCCAACGUCGGAGACUCCCGCGGAGUCCUUUGCGACAAAGACGGCAACGCCAUCCCUCUGUCGCAUGACCACAAACCGUACCAGCUCAAAGAGCGCAAGAGGAUCAAGAAAGCCGGUGGUUUCAUCAGCUUCAGUGGAUCGUGGCGCGUUCAGGGCAUUCUGGCCAUGUCCCGGUCUCUGGGCGACUACCCUCUGAAGAACCUCAACGUGGUCAUCGCCGACCCAGACAUCAUGUCCUUCGACCUGAACAAGCUGCAGCCGGAGUUCAUGAUCCUGGCGUCCGACGGCCUGUGGGACACGUUCAGCAACGAGGAGGCGGUCCGCUUCAUCAGGGAGCGACUGAACGAGCCUCUCUUUGGUGCCAAGAGCAUCGUCCUCCAGUCCUUCUACCGUGGCUGUCCUGACAAUAUCACGGUCAUGGUGGUGAAGUUUAAAAGCAAAGCCAGCGAGCAGUAGACCAGUCCGUCUACCAAACACGGUAUCAGCAGUAUGUUAUGUUUGAAUAAGCUUAAGAUAGGGAAAAAAAAGAAAGAAGAAACACCCCAUACAUUUUUUUUGAGCAAGAACUAUUUCUAUCACAGAUUAUUAUGACAGAAGUCGACCCUUCAACGCAUCGACCGCCGCCGCCACACUCAUUGACUUUCACUGCUGUCAAAGUGACACAUGAGAAAAUAAGUCCUUCGUUUUUGAGAUACAGUAAUGAUGAAGAUGAGUCACUGUUAUGCAAAUUUACAGAUUUGGCUUUGUCCUCUGUGUGCGUGUGUGUGUGUGUGUGUCUCAGUUCAUUGGCUAACCAAUAACAACAGAUAUGACUUUCACACGACCGCAUGGAGUUCUCGUUUCAUUUUUUAGACGUGAAGCCCGUGUCCAUUCAUGUUCUCAGUUUUCUUACCCCCCGUUUCUACGUCGUCUAAGUGUUUUAACGUCGGAUGAUGUCGCUGGUGCACAUCAGUGCAUAUAAAUCACAGAUUACGUCCCUUAAUUCAUGAACGACACAAAUGCCCAUCCACGUCGUACAGAAAUAGACACGGCGGCAGAGUUGCAUUACACUUGCUGAACUUGUUGACAUGAGAAUGAGUGAAUGAGUGUUUUGUCUUGAGUUGCCCUUGAGUUUAGUUUAAUGGCCACUUAUAACGAUCGCUGUUUGUAUUCUGUGUCCGUUUUAACUGUUGACAACUUUUAAGGCGAUAAUGUAGGAACCGUCAGAUAAUAUUGUAGUUUGUCAAAAUGUAAUAUUACAUUUUGACAAGGGUUACACAGUCUUUUAAAGCUGCCCAUUUCCACAUUACACAAGUCUUUUAACUGCUAAUAAAAGUUAUGUGACACUUUAAAAACAUUGAUUUUAUUCAUCAUACAGGUUAUCACAAAUAAUAUCAAGAAAAAGUCCUUAUUAUUAUUUGUGGAUUUAGCUUUUACGGUCCUUUUAAAAACUACAUAUUGACAUGCUAUUGUGUUUACCGACUUUUCCUACAUUAUUAUUACUGACAACAAUCCACAUGAGAUAUAAAAGAACUCAAGACUUGCUGUUGUGAGUUUGUAUUAUUGUCAAAUUACUAGUCACGAGAAAAGUCCUUCAUCCCCGAUCAUUACUGCUCGAUAUGUGUCUCCCUGAACUGUGAUUGAAAAUGUAACAAGCCUUUGAAUGAAAAUGUGUCAUUGUUGCCUUAUUUUUGGGUUGUUUUUUUGUUUAAUUGUUGAUUUUCUGUCAUGGAGUCUGCUGCCAAAACUACUUGUCAGUUUUUGAUAUAAUGCGGUCGAUCGUACGUUGCACACUGCACGACCUCGGUGUCACAUGUCGUUACAGCGCUUGUAGAGUAGCAUCGAUGAAGGAACGUCUCCACGAGACUCGACGUUGUAACAUAAUUGUACAUAUAAUGUCCUCAUGUUACUAUCAGCCCCACUACUGUUUAUACAGCAACGCCGCGCCUGCUCCUGGAUUGUUUAACUUCAGAGAUGUAUAUCGCAAAAUAAAAUAAAAUGGUUUGUGGUA